GGCCAUGAGAGGAGGAAGGAAGAAUUUGAAGAGGGCAACAGAGGAAAAACAUAUAACUCUUCAAGAUGGGCAAAGCAUCAUGCAGGUGUUGUCUCUUCGAGGCUCUAAUCUCAUUGAGGUGAUGGAUGCAUCUGGCAACAAAUCACUGGCUCUAUUCCCUGCUAAAUUUCAGAGAAGCAUGUGGAUUAAACGAGGAAGCUUUGUUGUUGUUGAUGAAAGUGGAAAGGAAAAGGCUCUUGAAUCAGGCAGCAAGGUUGCCUGUAUUGUUUCUCAAGUUCUUUUCUAUGAACAAGUUCGAGAACUACAGAAAUCACCAGAAUGGCCUGAAAAAUUCAAAUCUGAGACGUUAGAUGAUUCAAAUUCAAAUGAAAGAACUGCUUCCCAACAAGAGAAUGAGCGUGAGGAUGAGAUGGAGGGGAGUGAUGAUGAUGGACUACCCCCAUUGGAAGCCAAUACAAACAGGAUGAGACCUUUUGAGUUGGAAGCUGACGAAGAUUCAGAAUCCAGCUCAGAUACAGAUGAUUGAAUCACAUUGUUAAGACUCCCGUGCCUGCAUAAGAUUUGUUACCUUAAAGCUAAACAGGCAAUGUGUGGAAGAAUAAUUUUGUCCUAUCUUUGUGUGCUGAAUGAUUCUGCUGUAUAUUUAUGUCUCAGCUCUCAACUAAAAGAAAGGAAUUGAAUUGGCCAGAAAUCAUUUGUUUGAUUAAUUGCCACUUUGAAGUCUCCCUUUCUUGGUGGGAGGGGAACAAGGAUAUUUAAUUUUAUGGCAUCAAAAAGUUAAAUUUAUUAAGGACAAAAUAUUUGUUUAGAAAGGAACUAUGAAAAUUUUCAUUUUAAAAGGAUGUAUAUGCCAGAAGCUGGGAGUUAUUUGUCUUUGAUUUGACCUACAAUAUGCCAUGGUCGUAGUUUUACUAAAAUUUAAUAGUUGCAAACUCGGUAUUCUCUUGUAAUUGUACCUUUUAUAAACAAUAUCAUUUUAUAUUCGUUUGUUUCUCAGGUAAAAAUUGCAACCUCCUGAGAACUGAAAACAUAUAUAACAAAUAUCAAAUGUCAUUUAUUACCGAA
This is a messenger RNA of Cajanus cajan (pigeon pea), 1065 nucleotides long. RefSeq names its product Nucleic acid-binding, OB-fold-like protein. NCBI's taxonomy places the organism in Eukaryota, Viridiplantae, Streptophyta, Magnoliopsida, Fabales, Fabaceae. The record is from RefSeq and is a predicted model, not a curated record. Gene Ontology annotation, cellular component: nucleus. Gene Ontology annotation, biological process: translational initiation. Gene Ontology annotation, molecular function: RNA binding; translation initiation factor activity.